Messenger RNA from Lycium ferocissimum, 1575 nucleotides. RefSeq lists its product as uncharacterized. The transcript is spliced from 7 exons. The record is from RefSeq and is a predicted model, not a curated record. The coding region runs from base 96 to 1265 and encodes 389 amino acids. NCBI's taxonomy places the organism in Eukaryota, Viridiplantae, Streptophyta, Magnoliopsida, Solanales, Solanaceae.
UAUCGCUUCUUUUGCUGCCGUUUCGUGGGCCACAAUUUUCGCUACCAAUUUCCAUUUUAUAGAUCUGAACAGAAGAAAGUUCAUUGAAAGAUUUCAUGGCAAAGGAGUAUAAAUUGCCUUUCAAGGUUGGGCAAUUGGCUGAAGCACAGUCUUUCGAGAAUGGAUUUCGUGGUGCAUGGUUUCGAUGUAAGAUACAGAAGAUUAGCUGCAGAAGAGGACAUUGGAAUGCACUGUUGGAAUAUUUUGAUUAUCCAGAUGAAAAACAUACUUGGACCAAGCUGUAUCAAUAUCCCCCAUAUAAUGUUGGGAAGUCGAAGGAUAAAAGACAACUAAUGCUGCGGCCGCAGUAUCCUUCUGUCAAGCUUAAAAAUGAAGUUUCAGAUGUCAGUUCAAUUUCUGAAGCUACAGUAGUUGCUGAUGGUAAUUGGCAGGUGGGUGAUUUGGUUGAUUGGUGGGCUAAUGGCUGUUAUUGGUCUGGGCACUUGACAAAGUUAUUUGGCAAUGGUGAAGCUGAGUUGGCAUUGACACCACCUCCUGUGGGUGAAGGUGCAAUGUAUGAAGUUUCUUUCAAGGAUUUGCGCCCAUCGUUAGAUUGGUCUCCAAACUUUGGUUGGAUUGUGCCUACAUCCCAGGAUGGUGAUAGUGUCCGUCGAUGUGCUCAACUAAUUCAACCUGUCAACCAAGUCCUUGGUCGGUUUCCAGUUUUGGAAAUACAUUCUAUGGGUGAAGGGAGAAAGGACAGCCAAGCAACAGCUGGAUCUUCAACAAGUCCCUCUUUCUCUCCUCAUUCAUCUGCAAACUUGUCACCAGCCUCUGAUGAAAAGGGGGAUUUUAAAACUUCCGAGUUAGCAGAACACCGGAUCGUUGAUCCUCAAAAAGAGGCUACGAACACAUCGAAGAAAGUCAGACGGUCAUAUAUUAGCUCUUGUUCUCAUACAGGAGACGAGUCAGCAGAGAAAUCCAGUUUGUUAGAUAAAGGUUCUAAUAGUUCCUGUAUCGGAGUUGAUUCGGAGAAAACCACUGGGCCAACUGAAAAAGUAAACUAUUCGAGUUGUCCUUUGAAGAAGUUCAGAACGAGUGAUGGGGUUCAGUUACAUUCAAUGGGUUCUGACUCGACGGAGGCAGCGAUUUUGGAUUUGGAGGAACUCGCGAACAAAAUUAAAUGGUUGAAAGGACUGCUCGAGUUCGGAGGACCCGUGUCUAAUGCUGCUGCAAGGCCUUCAUGGAAGUUCGUGGAACGUCAUACAUCUUCUGUAAAUAAAUGAUGGUAUGGUUUCGAAAUGUCUUCCGUGGCUCUCGAGAAAUGAAGUUUGAAGCUUCUAUGCUUCUUGCGAGUACAAAAAUCUGUGCUGAUUUGAAACUCAAAACGCAUCCAAAUAAACGGGUUUCAAGCCAAGCUGCAUAGCUCAACUCGAUUUUCUGGCUUCAUUUGGAGAUGAUUUAGAGAUGCAUUGAAGCGCGCUUAUUAUCUGCUUGAUGAGUCGAUGAUAUGUACUGACGAGCAAUUUGUGCAGUCGUAAAAUGUAUACAAGUUCGAUCGAAUCACAGGUUAUUGUGACCAUGCUUGCUGCUGUG